UUUUUUUUUUUUUUUUUUCCCAGCCGCAGUCGGCGUCCGGACGCGGGUUCGCUUCCUUCAUUUGUCCCCGGAACGCCGCUCCAGUCCCCCGGAACAUGGCUGUGGUGAGCGGCGGCGCGUCCGGGCCGCUCGCCCGGCUGGAGGGCCGUGAAUUCGAAUACCUGAUGAAGAAGCGGUCGGUGACCAUCGGCCGGAACUCGUCGCAGGGCUCCGUGGACGUGAGCAUGGGCCACUCCAGCUUCAUCUCCCGCCGCCACCUGGAGAUCUUCACGGCGGGAGAGGACGGCUGCGGCGGCGGGGACUUCUACCUGCGGUGCCUGGGGAAGAACGGGGUGUUUGUGGACGAGGUGUUCCUGCGGCGGGGGGCUCCUCCUCUGCAGCUGCCGCGGAUGUGCACGUUCCGGUUCCCCAGCACCAACAUCAAGAUCGGCUUCACGGCGCUGUCCGGCGGCCGGAAGGCCAAGCGCGAGGCGCCCGAGUCUCCGGUCAAGCCCGUCCAGCUGCACAUCUCCCCGCUGACCAUCAACAUCCCCGACAACAUCGCCCACCUGAUGAGCCCGCUGCCGUCGCCCACCGGCACCAUCAGUGCGGCUAACUCCUGCCCCUCCAGCCCGCGGGGCGCCGGCUCGUCGGGGUUCCGGAUGGGGGGGCGGAUGGUGAGCUCGGCCGAGCUGCAGCUCAUCAGCGACAACUCUCAGCCGGAGAACGACAAGGAGGCGUCCGGGGGCGACAGUCCCAAGGACGACUCCAAGCCGCCGUACUCCUACGCCCAGCUGAUCGUCCAGGCCAUCACGCUGGCGCCCGACAAGCAGCUGACGCUCAACGGCAUCUACAACCACAUCACCAAGAACUACCCCUACUACCGCACCGCCGACAAGGGCUGGCAGAACUCGAUCCGUCACAACCUGUCUCUGAACCGGUACUUCAUCAAAGUGGCGCGUUCUCAGGAGGAACCGGGGAAAGGUUCCUUCUGGCGGAUCGACCCGUCGUCGGAGGGGAAGCUGGUGGAGCAGGCCUUCAGGAAGCGGCGGCCGCGGGGCGUGCCCUGCUUCCGGCCCCCCCACGGGCCCCUGUCCUCCAGGAGCGCCCCGGCCUCUCCCAACCACUCCGGGGUUCUGUCGGCUCACUCCAGCGGGGUCCAGACCCCCGACAGCCUGUCCAGGGAGGGUUCUCCGGUUCCCCUGGAGCUGGAGGCCUCCUCGGCCCCGCCCCCGGCCGCCGCCGCCGCCGCCGCCGCCGCGGUCCAGCCCAAACUGGCCGUGAUCCAAGAAGCACGCUUUGCACAGAACACAGCAGGUCCUGCGGUCGGCGCCGGGCCGGUCCUGAUCGCGGUGCAGCGCCCGUUACCUCCGAGCAUCAAGCCGGUGACGUACACCAUGGCGUCCCCGGUGAGCGCCGGCAGCUCGCAGCCCGCCGUCCAGACCGUGCACGUCCUGCAGCAGAUCCCGGCCGGCUCGCUCAGCCCCGCCGCCGCCGCUGUCCUCGCCCAGCCGGCCGUCAUCAGCAAGGGCGAGGCGCAGGAGAACGGGGAGCACGCGGAGGUCAAAGUCACGGUGGAGGCGGUUCCCUCCGCCUCGCUCGGCGCCCCGGGAACGGCCCGGAUCCUGCAGGCCUCCCAGACGCUCGCCAUCGUGCAGCCGGCGCCGCCGGGCCAGCACCAGCUGCCCGUCAAGGCCGUCACGCAGAGCGUCACGCAGAACGGAACCCACGCCGUCCCGGCGCCCGGAGGCUCAGCUCCGCCCGUGGCCAGCCCGCUCCACCUGCUGGCGGCCCACGCCUCGGCCUCGGCGUCGCUCCCCACCAAGCGGCAGAACGGCGAGCAGCCGCUCGGCGAGCAGCCGGACGCCAAGCGCAGCAGAGCGGAGGAGGAGGCCCCGCCCCCUCCGGCGGCGGACUCGGACUCAGCAGCGGCGAACAACCAAGACGGCCUCCCCAACUAGUCCGUUCAGCCCCUCCCCCACCCUCCUCCGCCUGGUUCCGUUGGUCCCGCCCUCCAGCGACCCCGAGGUGCCAAACAGGGCGGAGCCUCUUCCUCUUCCUCUUCCUCACCUUUGUUUUAAAGCAUCAGACAAAAGAACGGUUCCUCCUCCUCCUCUUCCUGUCGACGCCCCGCCCCCCGGACCGCAGGAGGCCUCAACGCCCCUGAAGAGGAGCAGGAGCCUGGCCCGGCCCGGCCGGCGCCGCUUCCACGUCUGGCUUCCCUUUGUUUUUUUUAACCGUUGAGAGAAAACCAUGAACCGAUUUCCGAGGGAUCAAGUGGAGCCGACCUACAACCUACGACCCCGGCAGCUAGCUGGCCUCGCGCUGACCUUCCUUCGCUGCUCCACACGCAGGGCUUCGUCGUUCUGGAACUUUUUUUAAAAUGAAUUUUCACGGAUCUGGAUCAUUGAUGGAAGGAAGCGUGGAGAACAGCGUGCUCUGUGGGACCUGGCGGGACCUGGCGGAACCGGCCGGGACCUGGCGGAACCGGCCGGGACCUGGCGGGACCGGCUGGGACCGCGCAGAAAUGAUGUUUCAUUUCAUCAGUCGUUACUUUGUGUUGUGCAGAAAUGCAAAUGUACUGGUGUGUGUGUGUGUUUGUGUGUGUGUGUUUGUGUGUGUGUGUGUGUGUGUGUGUGUGUGUGUGUGUGUGUGUGUGUGUGUGUGUGCGUGUGUGUGUGUACAUGGGAAUGUGCUUUUUGUCGUGCUGGGUUUUCUUUGCCCCCUGUUUAGACUCGCAGGCUCACAGAUCCUGAACCGUUCUGAAGGUUCCUGAUUGGAAGGAAUUCAGCCUUAGAGCCUGCGAGUCACGUGAAGGGUGAAGAAAACCCACCUGUCAGAUCAGUCACUGGUCAUUCACAGGAUGUUGUAGACUCACUCUCUCUCACACACACACACACACACACACACACACACACACACACACACACACACACACACACCUCUUCCUGACCAGCCUCUCCUCCACAUGGACUUUCACAGGGAUAAGGAUCUGUGUUGCCCUCAGUUCAGACUGACAGGCUCAGCUCAGACUCAGAACCCGGAACACUCAGAUGUUCUGAAGUCUGUAACGCUGCAGAGAGACGAGGCCCAAUCCGAGGCUCCGGGUCGCCCAACGCCUGCAAGUCUCUGAUCAGGGCAGUGGAAGUUCAACCUGUUCAGCCUGAACAGGUUAGGGGAGGAUCGGCCAAAGUGCGCCCACGCGCACACACACACGUGCGUGUGCAGAUGUUUGUGUGCUUGUCUUCAGGGAUCCAUCAGUGUGUUAACCUGUUAACCUGUUAACCCGUUAACCUGCAGCAGCCGGAGUUUAAUCCCGUCAGAGAUCGUCUCUGCCCUGGGCCUUCUCGCCCUCUGUCAGGACUGGCAGGUUCAGUGUGAGGAAACCCUGCGCUCCGUCCAGCGUGUCGACGGCUGCAGGCCAGACGGAGCCUGACAGUCUUAUCGAGGGCAAAAAAAACCCCAAUAACUGACGCGUUCGCUCAGAUUGGUUGUCCACUUGAUUGAGGACAUAACUGUCCUCAGAUGAGCUGCGGACUUGAAAACCCUCCAUUCUGACUGACAGGCUCACUUCUCCGUUUCUGGUGCUGCUUCGUCCCGUGGAGUCUGGAUGUUCCUCACACCGUCUCGUUCAGUUGACAGAGUCAUGGGCUUUUUAACCCUCGUCCUGGACUGACAGGCUGACUUUUCAAGCAUUGUCCUGUGUAGUUCAAGUGACGAAUCUGUUUUCCCAAUGAUUGAGUGAAAUGAAAGCGUGAGCCUGCCAGUCUGUACUGAGGGCAUUUAAACCAACGGUCAGGUGAGGAGGAAGACGUGCAGGUCGUCGUUCUGCCUGUUCAGGCUCGGUGUGAGCCUGCCAGUCUGGGCUGAGGGUAAACAAAGGUAUGAGGUGGGAACAAGUGACGCGUCCCUGAAAGUAAUCGGAUUACUCACCGCAGUGAAUUGAGAUACAACUUUGUGUAAACACAAUUGUAGCGACACACUUUCCACCGACGCGCCGGCGUCUGCAAGAGUCCUGCUGUUCCCAGAACGCCCCGCCCCCCCCCCCCCCCCCCCCCCCCCCCCAGACAGCUCAGACAGCUGUUCUGAGACCUUUGACCCCUCCAGCUGUGGAUCCAGAUGUUGACCUUUGACCCCUCCAGAUGUUGACCUGUGCAUGUAGCGGAGGAAACUGUAAAUCUGCGCCGAGACAUGAAGCGAAGGAGACGAGCUGCACUCGAUUGAUCUUCCUCCUCCUCCUGGCUGUUGAUGUCGUGGUGGCAGACCCCCCCCCCCCCAAUUCUCACACACCUCUGCUUGUUUUUUUAUCUGCCGAGUCUCUUUGUUUUUUCCUGAUUGUUCACGUUUCAGAUGGUAAAAGAAAAACUUCUGCUUCAGUGGAGAAAAUCUUUUUUUAAUAAAUUAAUUUAAACUC
Salarias fasciatus (jewelled blenny) is the source of this 4393-nucleotide messenger RNA. RefSeq names its product forkhead box K2b (gene foxk2b). The transcript has 9 exons. Gene Ontology annotation, biological process: regulation of transcription by RNA polymerase II. The record is from RefSeq and is a predicted model, not a curated record. Gene Ontology annotation, molecular function: DNA-binding transcription factor activity, RNA polymerase II-specific; RNA polymerase II cis-regulatory region sequence-specific DNA binding; protein binding. Lineage: Eukaryota; Metazoa; Chordata; Actinopteri; Blenniiformes; Blenniidae. The coding region runs from base 96 to 1940 and encodes 614 amino acids.